Molecule: messenger RNA, 1338 nt
Organism: Naumovozyma castellii
Lineage: Eukaryota; Fungi; Ascomycota; Saccharomycetes; Saccharomycetales; Saccharomycetaceae
Product: Ty3/Gypsy family RNase HI domain-containing protein
Exons: 1
Coding region: 1-1338 (445 amino acids)
Source: RefSeq, a predicted model, not a curated record
AUGCCAGAUGAUCGUAAAGGACUUAUUAAGUUUAUAGGUUUCGUUAAUUACUUACGGAAUUUUAUUCCAAAUGCUUCAUCUUUACUUGCUCCAUUUUAUGAGGUUACUAAUACUGAUAAAUCAACGGUAAAGCAACAAUUCUCCAAAAACUAUCGAAUAAAUAGAUCCAAACUCUCUUCCACCCUUUUGUCGAACUUCCAAAAGAUAAAACAACUGAUCACGGACUCAUUGAAAUUAAAACUCUUUGAUCCACAAGUUCCUACUUUUAUCUAUACGGAUGCCAACCAAACUGGAGGUGCAUCUAUGGUGUGUCAACCUAAAACUAUUAACGGAAAAGUCUAUCUGUAUCCAAUUGCGUUUUACUCCAUCAGAUUUACACCAACCCAACAACGCUAUUCGACUGUGGAACGUGAAUUAUUCGCUGUUCUACAUACUUUGGAAAAGGCACGAUUAAUUCUUUCACCCCAAAUUACGAUUUUUACGGACAAUACUGGAAUAGUUAGUAUUGGCCGUUCUGAACGAAAUACCCAUCCAAGAUUUACUAAAUAUUUGGAUAUCUUAAAUGGUUACCGUUUGACGUGGAAACACAUACCAGGCCCUACGAACGUCGUUGCAGACUACCUUAGCCGGUUUGGUCUCUCAAACCAACCAUAUCUCCAGCUGUCUGACAUUGAUAAAGUAGCAACCGAGAUUGAAUUAGAAGAUAUUCACCUUAAAGCUGUCAAUACGGAACAUAACAUUCCUUCAAAUACACAGCCUCCGGAUAGACUAUCUGAAUCAACUCCUACUAAUACUGAAUCAAAUGAAGCAAAUGAACCAUCUCCUAAUACUGAACAAUCUAAUGAAGUAACUGAUCCAACUCCAUCUACAAUUCCCAAUGAUACCUUAGUCCAAACUGAAGACGACAAUAUUAUUAUUGAUUCACCCAUUAAUCUUACUUGGACUGAAAUAUUAUUGAUUAAAGAAUUAUUUACCACAUCGGGUACUAUACCUCAAAAAUUUAGUAAAGUGAUCAUUUAUUUUACUUUGAUUAAUAAUAUCCUUUACUAUUUUCGUGAUAAUCAACUGUAUCAUAUCAUUAAUGACGCAGAGUACCUCGAUCGUGCUACCACCCUUCAUCAACUAUUCCACGCCAGUCAUCGGGUUCUUCAACAAAUGAUGAUUACCGAUCACCUCUGGCCUCCUAACGGUCAAUUGCUGACAUUAGACGUUACCAAAACGUGCCGUCAUUGUGAAGUGCAUCAACGUUUUGUUUCCAGUCACCCUACCUUCCAUCAUCAAAGUACCAGUUUUCAGCCGUUGGCACCUGGACUUUGCUGGUCCGUUACCCAAAGAUGA